AUGUCUUCAUGGAAAUGCAACUCCCCCAACUCUCCAUCUUCACCUUUAUUGAUUCCAUCUUUAUCUUCUUCUUCUUCUUUAAACCCCUGCGACAACACAAGCAGUCAACUCUGUAACACAAGGGCUCCCGGUUCAAGUUUCGAUGACUCUAAUGUUAUUGAAGUUGAUGCUAACGUGGAUUCCUCUGUUUGGUCUGCUUUCUUGCCUUCAAUGCUGAAGCCUAGUAACGAGACGAAGAUUAGGGACGAAGAUCAAGAUCAAGAUUGUGGUCCUUUUGAUGGGGAUUCGCUUGUUAAUACAUUCAAUAAAGCCGUGAUUUUAAAGGGUCAUGGUACUGAUGUACAACAAAAAAUGUUAUGGUGGACUGAAGCUUUAUGGGUUGUUAUCAGUUACCAUACAUGUAACAAGUACUUCACAUUUGUGGCAGAGGACACUAAUUCAGGGGUUCACACAGGGAACACUAAUUCAGGAGCAGUUAUGAGGUCAUUGAAGAUUUUGAACUAUAAUGUUGGGUUCCGAGAAGACUUGAUGAUGCGAAAGAAGAUGAAAGCAGUCGGUGACCUAAUUCAACAGCAUUCUCCAGACCUUAUUUGUUUUCAGGAGGUUACUGCUAAAAUAUACGACAUACUUCACCAAUCCAGCUGGUGGAUGGUAUAUCAGUGCGCACUGUCCGGAGAAGAGAUAGAUUCUGGGAAAUUCUUUUGCAUGCAGUUAACCAAAUUGCAAGUGAAAUCGUUCAAUUGCAUACCCUUCAAAAAUUCAACAAUGAGGAGAAAACUUUGUGUUGCUGAGUUUAAAGAUAAGGAGGACAAGCUUUUGGUUGUCGCCUCUAGCCAUCUCGAGAUACCAUGCCUGCGUCGUCCUACAUCAAAUCAAAUGCUUAGCAGGGUAUGUGUGGAGCAGGCAAAGGAGGCUAUGAACCAUCUGGAGAGGAAUGAAAAUGUGAUCUUUUGUGGUGAUUUGAACUGGGAUGACAAGCUGGAUGGUCAGUUUCCUUUACCUGCGGGAUGGGUUGAUGCCUGGACAGAAUCAAGGCCAGGGGAAAAUGGGUGGAUGUAUGAGUUUUCUGGUAAUGGCACACUGCAGAAGCGGCAAGACCGGUUUAUUUGCCAUUUGCGUGAUUAUAAGAUUAGUAGAAUUGACAUGAUUGGGAUAUUAGAGGCAAUACCCCUUUUGCUUUUAACAAUCAGUAGCCAGUGAUGUUGGUUAUGAUGAAGUGAAUGGUUUAACGGAACUAAUGAUAC
This is a messenger RNA of Pistacia vera, 1244 nucleotides long. RefSeq lists its product as uncharacterized. Gene Ontology annotation, molecular function: single-stranded DNA binding; 5'-tyrosyl-DNA phosphodiesterase activity. The record is from RefSeq and is a predicted model, not a curated record. Lineage: Eukaryota; Viridiplantae; Streptophyta; Magnoliopsida; Sapindales; Anacardiaceae. Gene Ontology annotation, biological process: double-strand break repair. Gene Ontology annotation, cellular component: PML body; cytoplasm. The transcript has 4 exons. Bases 1 to 1200 code for a protein of 399 amino acids.